GCCGUAUCUGUGCGGUCAUGUGAUCCCGGAAGUGGUCUCUGCACAGUCGGCAACAGCUGGUCCAACACCGAUGAGCCGGGUGAGGAGGAGAGCGGCCCGGGGAGACUCCGGCCUUUAUAAAGGAUCUCCUUUCCUGUUUGGGGAGAAGUUCAGGCUGAUGUGUACAUCUGUUUGAGGACUUGCAGACAUGGACUUCCCUGGGUCCCCACGCAGGGCAUCCCCUCGUCUUAGAUUCUUUGCUCAGUAUACACACCAUCACUUGGCGGUUUUCCUCCUAACAUUUUUCAGUUACUCGCUGCUCCAUGCCUCCAGAAAAGCAUUCAGCAAUGUGAAAGUCAGUAUAAACAACCAGUGGACUCCACCCAGCCUAAACACCUCUAUAACCAUCUUGGACCCAAACUCGACUUGGAAUGGCAGUCACCUCUUCCCCAAUUCUAAUUCUGCGACCAUCUUCCUGGGCCUCCUGGACACCAUUUUUCUCUUUUCCUAUGCAGUGGGUCUGUUUGUCAGCGGGAUUAUAGGCGACCGUUUAAACAUGCGUUAUGUACUCACUUUUGGCAUGUGUUCAUCGGCUGUAACUAUGUUUGUGUUCGGCACGCUCACAGAGUGGCUUCACUUCUAUAACAAGGUCUUCUACUGCUUAAUCUGGGUGCUAAAUGGUCUGCUUCAGUCCACAGGCUGGCCCUGUGUGGUCGCUGUUAUGGGGAACUGGUUUGGAAAAUCUGGACGUGGCCUUGUAUUUGGUCUCUGGAGUGCCUGCGCAUCUGUUGGGAAUAUUUUGGGGGCUUUCCUUGCAUCAUCUGUUCUAAAAUAUGGCUAUGAGUAUGCAUUCCUCGUAACGGCAUGUGUGCAGUUUGCUGGUGGUGUGAUCAUUUUCUUUGGCCUGGUGACCUCUCCAAAGGAGCUAGGUCUACCAGAUGCCGGGGAACAGGAGGGUGAGAGCAGAGACCAGGAGGAAGAGGCAAAUCGACCACUUAUCAGUGAGGAUAAUGAGGUGGACAGUGAUGCCAGUUAUUCUAUCCAGGCUCCAGAUACUGCCAGUACACCUAAAGCCAUCAGCUUUAUGCAAGCCUGGUGCUUACCGGGAGUGAUGCUGUAUUCUCUGGCCUACGCCUGUCUGAAGCUGGUGAAUUACUCUUUCUUCUUUUGGCUUCCCUUCUAUCUGAGCAUAAACUUCCACUGGAAAGAGGCAGAGGCAGACCAGCUGUCUAUCUGGUAUGACAUUGGAGGAAUUAUAGGAGGAACAGUCCAGGGCGUUAUUUCGGACAUCAUGCAAAAAAGAUCACCUGUCUUGGCUAUUAGUCUGGUGUGUGCAGUGGGAUCCCUAUUUGGAUACAGCCGCUCCCCAAAUAACAAGCCCUUGAAUGCUUUUUUAAUGGCAAUCACUGGCUUUUUCAUUGGUGGUCCCUCAAACAUGAUCAGCUCAGCGAUCUCUGCAGACCUGGGCCGACAGGAGAUGGUGAGAGGCAGCAGUGAGGCCCUAGCCACAGUAACUGGCAUUGUAGAUGGAACUGGAAGCAUGGGAGCUGCUGUGGGCCAAGUUUUGGUGUCGGUGAUCCAAGGAGGACUGGGCUGGAUGUGGGUCUUUUAUUUCUUCAUUCUCAUGACUUUACUUACCCUCUUAUUCAUCAUUCCACUCCUGGUGCGGGAGCUGAGACCAGCCUGGAGGAACCGACGCAAUUCCCGACUGGCAGGGUGACAAUUACAUCCACUGACACCUGUUCACAUCCACAUGAGACAAUCAGAACUUGCUUUGGGAGUCAAGUAAAGACCGGGGAUAAGGAGGACAAGAGUUUGUUGUGGAUUACGUCUGUCAGUUUUAGUAAUCUAUAUUUUUGUAAAAUGUGUUGCUUUACAGACAUGCUACAACAAUCUGCGAUUGCUUUUAGCUGUUAUUUCUCACACUGGAUUUGAAGUGUUGUGGGGAAAAAAAACCUUUGUUAUCAAAAACAAAAAGAAGAAAAUUCCAGGUUUGACCUCUUAAAAUGCCCUGCAAUCCACAUCCUUUUCUGUGCUUUGUUUUUGUACUCAUGUUCGUACUGUGAUGUCACACUCACCGUACAGACGGCACCUGGCAAUGUAAGCCAAAAAAAAGGGGAUUUAAAGCGAGAGACACUACAAGCAGCACUUUAUCAUCCGUUAUUUGUUAAAUAUUCUUUCACUUGAACAGAUUUGGUACUAUGAUGACUCGCUGUGCCUAGAAGACUUACAUUUAUUCAGAUGCAAAGCUAACUUUUUUUAAAAACUUGCCUAUUAUAAGACUUAUUUUUACCCACAACCCCCUGCCCGCUUUUAAUCUUCAAGAGCCAUUUGCCAUGGGGUGGUUGCCUACCUCCUAUAUUCAUUUUUGUAUCUCUGACAAAGCUGCUCUUCGAAUGGAUGGGAUCUGUUUAAAUGGAUUCUCUUUCAUGCUUUUUCUGCUUUUGGACUGCCUCUGCAAGGCCAGUGCAAAGACAUCUCAUCACACUGAUAUUUAGGAUCCUGAUUGAAGUUUUGGAUAGUGCCAUGUAUCGAUGUAUGGAUCUGUUUUUACGCUGCCAGGUAGCAGACUGUGUUCAGCGGCUCUGUAGUUUAUUUCUGAACAAUGAAAAGGGAAUUUUUUGAACAGGUCUGUUGUGUUAAGGUUCUUGGAUGCUAUUAUUUUAUUUGUAUUUUUUAUCAUUGUCAACUGUUAAAGCUGGACUCCAGGCAAAUAUACAGAUGUCCUACUGGAUAAAGCAGACCACAUAUA
This is a messenger RNA of Rana temporaria (common frog), 2731 nucleotides long. RefSeq names its product solute carrier family 37 member 3 (gene SLC37A3). Lineage: Eukaryota; Metazoa; Chordata; Amphibia; Anura; Ranidae. The record is from RefSeq and is a predicted model, not a curated record. The transcript is spliced from 15 exons. Gene Ontology annotation, molecular function: transmembrane transporter activity. Gene Ontology annotation, cellular component: endoplasmic reticulum membrane. Bases 188 to 1699 code for a protein of 503 amino acids. Gene Ontology annotation, biological process: transmembrane transport.